Molecule: messenger RNA, 8177 nt
Organism: Trichomycterus rosablanca
Lineage: Eukaryota; Metazoa; Chordata; Actinopteri; Siluriformes; Trichomycteridae
Product: interferon-induced very large GTPase 1-like
Exons: 14
Coding region: 1-8097 (2698 amino acids)
Molecular function (GO): 2-oxoglutarate-dependent dioxygenase activity; GTP binding; methyltransferase activity
Source: RefSeq, a predicted model, not a curated record
AUGGAUUAUUAUGGUGUCAGUGAUUAUGAUGGGAACUGUAAUCUCUUAUCUGAACUGAGGAUAAUUCUGUUAGGAAAGAGUCACUCAGAGACCAGCAGUGUGGGGAACUUCAUUCUGGGUAGAGCUGCAUUUGAGACUGAAGUUCCUCCACAUUCAGUAGAUCAGCACAGUGAGAAUGCCAGAGGAUGGGUGGAGGAAAGACACAUCACCAUCAUCAAUGCUUCUCAUCUAUACAAUUUAGAACUCACUCAGACAACUGAUGGACUAAAAGAGUGUGUUUCACUUACUGCUCCUGGUCCUCAUGCUUUCUUACUCGUGGUGCAACCUCAGAGUUUUACAGAGGAAGACAUGAAUCAACUGAAACACUUAUUGAACUGUUUCAGUGACCGAGCACUAAACUAUUCUAUAUUGAUCAGUACUGGCUGGGAGACUGAAGAGGAAAAAUCUGCAAGUUUUAUCAAGUUUCUGGAUGAAUGUGAUGGGAGGUUUUACCAAUUUAAACACCUAGAUAAACUUGACAAGACUUUUGUUUGUCGGUUGUUUAAGGAUAUUGACAAAUUGCUGAAAGUAAAUGGAAGUCACCUCACAUGUGAGAUUUUUGAGGAUGCAGAGGAAACUUUGCAACAUUAUGACAAACAUAGAAAAGAUGAAGAGAGGAAAAGUGCAGGUUGUCCUGAAGAAAAAAGUUACAAGAACCCGUUUAACAUAGUAGGGAGUGUUAGAAAAGGGACACCAUGCGCUCUCACCACAUGCUGCAAAAUCACCUGUGCCGUACUCAUGGCAGACGGGAGUCCGGGCAGGGGAACAAAAAUACAGGACUUGGUGAACCUGUCCACAAUUACCAGCACAACUGUGAAUCUCCUGUACCCGUCUCACAUGGCCUACGUGUUCGUCGAGGGUCCGGCUAAAAAUCAGAAUGUCGUCUACAUAGACAUAGACAAGGGCCUCUUGCAGGGCCUCGUUAAUGAACCACUGAAAGACAUCAAGUUUGGUGAAAACGGCCGCCCGCUGAAGGGCUUCAAAGGCCGUGUCCAUGAGAGGCAGCAGAUACUGGUCCUUGAUGAUGAUGGCAUUAAGACCGUGAUAAUCAAUGCAAGAGCAUGGAUGGGCUCCUUGCUCCCGAGCUCACUGUCUGAGCCGGGUAUCUAUGCGAGGGGAACAAAAAUACAGGACUUGGUGAACCUGUCCACAAUUACCAGCACAACUGUGAAUCUCCUGUACCCGUCUCACAUGGCCUACGUGUUCGUCGAGGGUCCGGCUAAAAAUCAGAAUGUCGUCUACAUAGACAUAGACAAGGGCCUCUUGCAGGGCCUCGUUAAUGAACCACUGAAAGACAUCAAGUUUGGUGAAAACGGCCGCCCGCUGAAGGGCUUCAAAGGCCGUGUCCAUGAGAGGCAGCAGAUACUGGUCCUUGAUGAUGAUGGCAUUAAGACCGUGAUAAUCAAUGCAAGAGCGGCUUUACUCGUGAGAAGGGAGAUGAUAAAGGCCACUUUAGAGCCCUCAGUAAAAAAUCACCAGGGCUGCUGCUCAAAAACCAGAGAGCACUGCAGGAAAAAGUUUCGACAAGGUUUGGCAUCCCCCGCAAAAUGUUUGGGGGAUGGAAUGGGAAGCUCACCCACUGAGGACGCCCCGGGGCGAGCAGGAGACUGGACUGAGUUAUCAAUGCCGGUAUUAGAUGCACUAACUGUUCCUGACUGCCACAACAUCACACCCAUACCCUCCCCCCACCAGGAUCCUGCUUCUUCUACUGUUCACACCUGUCCAGCUGUUAACUCCUCACCUUCUCAAAUGCAAACCCACACUCACCUCCACCAGGAUAUCAGCAGAGACACCACAGCCUCUUCAAUACCCUCUUCACACAUUCUAUUCACCAGCGCUUCAGACCAAGUCAUCAGCAACCCUCCUCCUUUUCACCGGUACAUCACUGCGUAUCAGGUUAAGGGGCAGCUAAAAAGACUUCACACAAGGAAAGUGGCAGACCCGGACAAAGUGUGUUCUAAAAUGCUCAAGUCCUGUGCUGCUGAACUGGGUGAACCUUUACAGUACAUCUUCAACCUAAGCCUGCGACUGGGGGGGGGGGGUCCCAACACUGUGGAAGACGUCAUGCCUCAUUCCUAUGCCAAAAUCUGGGAAUCUCAACCCCAGGUUAAGCAUGCUGUAGACCCACUACAGUUUGCCUAUCAGGAGAAGGUGGGUGUAGAAGAUGCCAUCCUCUACUUUCUUCACCGGGCUUACUCCCACCUGGACAAGGGGAACUGCACUGUGAGAAUUGAUUUCUCCAGUGCCUUCAACACCAUCCAGCCCCUACUACUAAGAGAUAAACUGACCAGGAUGCAAGUGGACCCAUACCUGGUAACAUGGAUCAUGGACUACCUAACUGGCCGACCACAGUAUGUCAGACUAAGGGAUUGUACUUCAGAGACUGGAGCACCACAGGGAACUGUGCUUUCCCCUUUCCUGUUCACACUACACACAUCAGACUUUAAUUACAACUCAGAGACUUGCCACAUGCAAAAGUUUUCUGACGACAGUGUGAUUAUUGGGUGUGUACGGGAUGGACAGGAGGAGGAGUAUAGGGACCUGGUUGAUGACUUUGUUGCUUGGUGUCGGUUGAACCAUCUACAAUUAAAUUCAUCGACAAUCAAAGAGAUGGUGGUGGACUUUCAUAGAUCUGGGCAUCCCUUGCAGCCGGUCUCUAUUGAGGAGUCUAAUGUGGAGUUAGUGAGGACCUGCAAGUACCUUGGGCUGCAGCUGGACGAUAAAUUGGACUGGUCUGAGAGCACGGACAAUAUGUACAAAAAGACACAAAGACAGCUUUAUUUCCUGAGAAGGCUGGGGUCCUUCAGCAAAUGUAGGACACUCCUGCAGAUGUUUUAUCAAUCUGUGGUGGCUAGCACUCUCUUUUAUAGUGUGGUGUGCUGGGGAGGCAGCAUUAAGAAGAGGGAUGCAACACGGCUGGAUAAACUGCCUGUUUAUGAUGUUCCCCUGUUGGAAUGCCUCCAAGUUUACACCCCCACAGAGGGAACCCUAAAACCUUUCGGCAUGGACGUGUUACUCCGCAGGGGACUUUUAAGACUGAUCGGAGCUCUAAAAUUGCCAAGACCUCCCACUACUCUCCCUUGGCCGCUCCUCCACACCACGCGAGAACUCCACCUCAUCAGCCACGACAUGGGUCUCAUCCGCAUCCAUAGUCCUAUCGGGAAUCUGACGGGGUCUCAAAACCCUGCUACUCCCCCCGGGACUAGGCUCAGCCUCCUGGCCCCACCUUACCUCUUGCCCCAGAGAUGUGAUCACGUAAGUCAGCGGAUUGUUGUCCGUUCGGACUUCGAACGGCACUCCAUAAAGAUAAUCGUGGAGCUUGUCUACCACCGCCCACUUCAGUGCCAGAAAUUCCAGCUUAUGAGCGGGGAAGAAAAGAUGAAGCUUGGAGUAGAAGAAUCUGAAUCAAAAUGUCAAGUGAAGAUAAAAACAAUUACUAGACUUCAUCUUUUGGAAAAGCAGAAAGUAAAAAUGAAAACUUCAGAUGUUAUUCAACUAACUUCUCUUUCAUUACAUUGUCAAGAACCUUGUGAAGAAAAAGAUCUGGUUCAAACCUUUCUACAAAGGUUGUUACUGAUGGAUUACAGAGCAAGAUACAUCACCACCAAAGAAGAAGCCACUGCUUUAGACCCUCCUUCUGCAGAUACAGAUGAAGAAGUUGAUGCAUUUUCUGAGCUUGUUUGCCAAAAAGCUUCAUCUUUUGAUGAUGAGAGUGUAUACAAUCCUAUCCAUCCCAUGGAUCUUCAGAUGGCGGUGUUCCACUGCUCAGACAGUUUCCUGAAGCAACUAGUAGUGACUAAACUCUCUCAGUGUCAGUACGCUCUGCCUCUAAUGAUGAGAAAUCUAUUUACUGGAAAGAUUGAGUUUCCUCUGUGGACAUUUCGCCAAAUUAUUAAAAGUUGCAAAACCACUGACACUUCUGGUACCAUAAUCAGUAAAACCCAGCAUGUUUAUGAAGCAGAAACUCCAAUGGUGGUGUUCUUCAGGUUAGGGGACGUGUCCUUUUCCAAGUCUCAGCUGAUAAACAGCUUGAUCAAUGAGAAGCAUCAGACAUUCUUCCACAGACACUGUCCAGGCAGCAUUAAAAAACGUCUACUGAUGGAUGGAGUUGUGGAGAUUGCUUGGUACUGUCCAUCUGGAAAGGAAACUGAUCAUUUUACUGACUGUGUUGCCUUCUGUAAUCUACAUGGUGAUGCAGAAACCAGUAAAGAACAACUGGAUAUUCUGACUGAAAUGUCGUCUGUAAAUGUUGUUCUUUUAUCUGAUCCUAACAAUGAAAUAAAUAAGGAGAUGCUACAGAAGUUUCUAAAAGACCCCAAACCACUCAUCUGUCUCCUUUCUGAGGAUAGUUCAGGUGUCAGUAGGAUUAAGAAUGGAAAAUACAGAAAUGGUCUAAAGGACAGAAAUCUGUCAGACAUAUCUAAAAACCUCAAAACAACCAUCACAGAGUGUCUGUCCAAGUCAUCUUCUGUUUUUAAACUUGAGGAUUUAUACAAAAACAAUGAGAUCAGCACAGAUGAAGAUGAUCCUGAAUGCAGGAAAGGAAAAGAAGCUGCACUAGAGAUAAUAAAACAGCUGGAGGGGAAGGAAAUAUCCACAUUAAAGGAAACACACCUGCCAUGUCAAGGGAAGCUCUGGCAUGAGUGGUGUCAGAUAAACAAAGACUCACAUCGACUUCAAGGAAACAAUUUAGAAAUGCAAAAGAGUGAAAAACAAACACAAAUGAAACAAAUCCGUGAACAGCAACAAAAAAAUGGACAAUCAGGAUUUUUAAAAGAAUUUAUUUCCUCACUGAAUUCUCUAUCAGGAAAUGAAAAAUUAUUCUUUAUUAAAUGGCUCGAGAUUCUACUGGACAAACAAACCUCAGAUGAUCUUUCAAAUCUUCAUCACAAGUACAAUGAAACAUGGACAAGGGUUUUAGACCUUAAAAAUAAACAUGACACAUCAGAAAGAGAAAAGUUGAAGGCUGAGCAAACAGAACUUGAAGAAAUAUCUGUAAAACUGAAUGCAGCAACAUUUGGUCUGGAACACAUCUUCAGAGAGAUGGGUCAGAUAUAUGAGUCGGGGAAGAAAACAUCUGGAGAAAGAAGUAUGUCAAAUCUCCCCAAACUUGCUGCAGAACUCAUAAAAUUUGGUCUUCCAAUGGAGUUGAUGGAUGGUGAUGCUGCUCAUGUUCCUCUGAUUUGGGUUUCAGCAGUUCUAGAUGAACUCAUAAAGAAACUGGGAGAUCAGAGAGUCUUUGUGCUGUCAGUUCUAGGGAUUCAGAGCACAGGAAAAUCCACCAUGCUGAAUGCCAUGUUUGGACUCCAGUUUGCUGUCAGUGCUGGAAGGUGCACCAGAGGAGCUUUCAUGCAGCUGGUCAGAGUAUCAGAGGAGAUGAAGGAGCAGCUGAAGUUUGACUACAUUCUUAUUGUAGAUACUGAAGGUCUAAGAGCACUUGAGCUUACAGGAAAAUUCACUUACCAUCAUGAUAAUGAACUUGCAACAUUUGUUGUAGGUCUUGGAAAUCUGACUUUGAUCAACAUAUUUGGUGAGAACCCUGCUGAGAUGCAGGAGAUUCUUCAGAUUGUUGUUCAGGCCUUCCUGAGAAUGAAGAAGGUCAAACUAAAUCCCAGAUGUAUGUUUGUCCAUCAGAAUGUUGGUGACAUCACUGCUGGAGAGAAGAACAUGGAGGGUAGGAGACAUCUACAGGAAAAACUGGAUGAAAUGACAAAAUUAGCUGCUAAAGAAGAAGACAGUGAAGCUGAGUGCUUCAGUGAUGUUAUUGCUUUCAAUGUACAAGAUGAUGUUCAGUAUUUUGCACAGCUCUGGGAGGGCAGCCCACCAAUGGCUCCACCAAACCCCUCAUACAGUGAAAAUGUUCAGAAGCUAAAAAGAGCUAUUUUCACAAAUGCUACCAAGUCUCAUAGUAUGGAACUCUCAGAGUUUAAAUCACAUAUCAGUGAUCUGUGGAAGGCUCUACUGAACGAGAACUUUGUUUUCAGUUUUAGAAACACACUGGAGAUUGCAGUCUACAGGAAACUAGAAACUGAGUUUGGAAAAUGGACCUGGUCCCUCAGAAGUGCCAUGUUAGAAUAUGAAGAAAAACUGCACAACACAAUUAAAAACAAAAAACUACAAAAGAUUGAGGACAAAGAUAUUUAUGAUCACAUGAAGAAGACCAAAGAAGAAGUGGAGAAAUCAAUGAAGUGUUACUUUGAAGAGGACAAGGACAAAGACAUUUUAAUUCAGUGGAAAGUGAGAUGUGAACAGAGAAUUAAACAACUUCUUGAAGAUCUUGUCAAAAAAGCAAAAACAAACCUGAAUGAUUUUCUUCAACAGCAAAAAGCUCGAGAAACUUAUGAUCACAAAAAGACAGAGUAUGAUGAAAAGCUCUUCAAUAUGAGUAAAGCACUUGCUCUACAACUAAAAAGCACAGAAACUGAUGAACGAGUCCUCAGACAGGAAUUUAAUAAAGUGUGGAACAAAUGGGUCUCUGAUCUAACACAAGACACACCUGUAGAGAAACCUUUAGAUGUUUGGGAGGAUGUGAUACAGAUUCUAUCUGAAGGUAAUGAACAAGCUGCUGUGUAUGAGCGAAUAUCUCAGGAAGAUUACACAAAGAUACACAGCCUGGGAGAUUAUUCAUGUUACAUUUUGAAGACAAUGAAAAUGAUUCCUUUUGAAGUCCAGGAGUCAGUGAGGAACCUAUUCAACAAUGUCAACCAAGAAUCUGAGGACUUGAUCAAGAAGAUCUGCAGCAAAAUUACAGGACUGGGAUACAAAAAAAGCUACAUUCAGGAAAUAUCUGACCAGGUCAAACACAGAGUUGAGAAAUAUCACAGUGAGAACAAGACAAUAAAGCUGAAGAAGGAAUUCACUCUGGAUCUCUGUCUUCAUGUGUGUUAUCAUGCAAAACCCAAAAUCACCAAGAUCCAACAACAGUUUAUAGAUCAAAAUGAUGUAAGAAAGUAUCUGGAAAAGCAGAAACCACAAUAUUACAGCAUCUUCCAAAACUACUGCAGAGGAGCAACAACCACAACAGUAUUUGGUGAACUUAUCUACAACAAUCUUGUACCAGCCAUCCUGCAAGCAGCCCACAAUAAAACUGCUAUUGAUCUGUCAACACAGAUGAGAUCAGACAUGCCAGAAUUUAAUGGUAACAGGUCACAGCUUGAGAAACACAUCCUGAAAUCUCUAGCAGAGCAGGAGAACUUUGAGAAGUACAUGGAGUACAUCCACCAUCCCAAGAAACACUUUAAACAGUUUAUUACAGAAAACGUUGAUAAAUACAUCACUGAAAAUAACAGAGAGGUUCUGAAUCUUCUCAAAGGAAAUCUGAAACACAAAGAGCAGAAAGUGAUGAACGCUGUGAACAUCACAACUGAAGAAGUGAAGAAGAGCAGUGGUGAUGCAAACAUGUGGCUGAGAAGUUUGAAGAAUUCACUAACAGAUGAGCUGAGCUUAAAAGAAAUAACCUGCACUGGUCUGGAGGAAAUUACAGAUUUAGAUUUACUUCAGCAGGUUGUGUGUGAUGGUCUCACAAAGAUGAUGUCAAAACAACAUAAAAGCUUCAACAUUGUAACAGACAUCAACAUGGAGAAGUUCAGGAAGAAACCAGAUGAGAUUCUGAUUGAACAUCUCUGUCAGUGCUGCUGGGCUCAGUGUCCAUUCUGUAAAGCCAUCUGCACCAACACAAUGGAGGAUCAUGAUGGAGAUCACAGUGUCCCCUUCCACAGAGUAGAUGGAAUCAUAGGAUGGCACAAAAGAUACACAACAAAUCUCUGUGCUAAUAUUUGUACAACUUUAGUACAAAGUAAUAAACGCUUCUACCCCCGUCAUGAUACAGAUGUGUCAGUACCCUACAAAAUCUACAGAACAGCAGGAGGAGAAUAUGCCAAGUGGAGCAUCACCCCUGAUAAUUCACAGCUCACAUACUGGAAGUGGUUUGUGUGCAGCUUCCAAACAGACCUGGAAAAGUAUUAUGGUAAAUCAUUCCAGGGACACAGAAAGAUUCCCUCUGGAUGGAGAAAAUACACAAAAACACAAGCUAUAGAGAGUUUGGAUGAAUAUAUCUGAAGAAUUGUACACACACACACACACACACACUACACACACAAACUCUACAUACACAGACACACAUGAUAUACUGUAAGUAC